GGGUCGACUUCUUCCUCCUUUCUCCAGGAUUCUCAUCUUCCUCCAGGAUAAGGCCGCACGCCAACAGUUCUUUCUCGCGGCGGAAUCUACACUGGAGUAUCUUGUGUGGAGAGAUCAACGACAAUUUGCUCCAUACGUUUUAUGAUUCGCCAUCUGUGGUGCACUCUCGCCAUUGCAAUCUAUCCCUUGCAGUCUGACGGAUACAUCCCACCCCUUGGAACAGACCGUAUACUACUAUAUCACUCCUUCGAGUAGUAUAUCUAGGGGAUUGUCGGAUUUUCUUGAUUUAUCGUGCUGUCACUGUCGCUCCUUGAAUAUUCACUAUGAUUCCCGAAAGAGGAAUUGCGAUGAUCGUCAUCGUGGCGGUCCUCGUCGGACUGGGCUUCAUCACCACCGUCCUUCGAGUCUUCGCACGAUUGAAGCGUCGGGUGGGCUUCGGGAUAGACGACUAUCUCGCCUUCGGAGCUAUGUUCUUGUUGAUUGGAAUGUUGAUCGAACUGGUUUUAUGGGUCACGGAAGGAGGCAACGGAACACACAUGAACGAACUGAGCCCGGAGACAUUGAUGAAUUAUCAAAAGAUCUUCCUCGCCAAUCAAUUCACCUACUUCCUCCUUUGCCCAAUGAUCAAGAUCUCCAUCAUCUGCUUCUACCGCCGCAUCUUCACAAUGAAGCCCUUCCGGAUGAUCACCUUGGGCCUCAACACGCUGAUCACGGUGUGGGGUGUGGCCAUUUUCCUGACAUGCGCGCUGCAGUGCCGCCCGCUCCGCGCCUACUGGGACAAUAGCGUCGACGGAUCCUGCAUCGACGGCAUGAAGUUCAUCAUCGCCAAUCAAGCUUUCAACGUGCUCAUGGACUUUGCCAUCCUGGCGCUGCCGGUACCCAUGAUCUGGGGUCUGCAGCGUGCGUGGCAGGACAAGCUGGCCCUGAACGGUGUCUUCGCCCUAGGUGGCUUCGUCUGCUUCGCCAGUAUUUACCGUAUCGUCGUGCUCUUCUGGAUGGAUCCCGCCGACGCGACCUACACCGUCUACCAGGCCACCCUCUGGACCCACAUAGAGCCCAGUAUCGGCCUCAUCUGCGCCUGUCUGCCCAUCGUCCGUGGCCUGUUCCCUAAGCUGAAGCUCGCCGGUAGUCGCCGGUACACCAAGAAUCCCUAUUACAUCAACACCGACAUCAGCACCUCCCACUUUGCUACCUCUGUGGCCAGCCCGCGGUCGCCGAUUGAGUACUACAAGAUGGAGGAGGGUCUGUCUCGCGCUGCUAGCGAUACCACCCAGGUGCCGGACAACUCAUACCUGGGUCCUCUGGAUAUUUCCGUCCGCACGGAUAUCAAAGUCGACGCCGCAUCUAUGAGAUCUCAGAACUCCCAAAGAUGAACUUGCUCUCGACGAUACGGAGAUUCCUCACAUCCAGGUCACCGAUCAUCUGCAAUGGAUAGAUAGAUCGUUGCACCAACCCCAAACCGCAUGUUCACUGGUCCAGCCGCGAGACCACCUUGUCCUGGCGAAAUCAUCACCAUGCAUCUGCACCUCAGAAACGAGACUGACGCCAGUCCAUUCGAGAGAUGUCGCCAGUCCUAUACUGACCUGCAACGAAGAAAGGCAUACCAACGACUACCACUCCAAUCCAGUCAAAGACUGCUACCUUCUUGCCUGACUGGUCUGCUAUCACACAAGACUCACAGUGGAACUCAUCGCGGCCCCUCUCCCCAUCCACACUCGGCCAGGGUUCAAGCCCUCAGCCUCCAACGACAAUACUUUCCUCUCUGGACACGUUCUUUGCUUUAUCUCAACGAUAAUACCCAAUGUGUAUGCAUGUUCACGUUGAGUCAUUACGAUCAUGAGACUCUAUUGCAUUACAUUCCCAUGUCACUAUCUACGUUCACUUAUACAUUCACUAAUACUCCCCACCCACCACUGCUCUUCAGCGAAUUCAUUUAUGACACAUGCCUGGCUUUGUUCCUAUACAUAUGAAGCGCUUUUCUUUUCUUUUCUUCUCAUCUAUUGGAUAUAUACUCUGUCGGUUAGCUAGAUCAAUCGGUUACCGGGCUAAGAAUAGAGGGUCUGCUUAGACUUUUGACCCGCAAGGGAAUGAACCUAUACAACCACAUUUUCU
Molecule: messenger RNA, 2112 nt
Organism: Aspergillus candidus
Lineage: Eukaryota; Fungi; Ascomycota; Eurotiomycetes; Eurotiales; Aspergillaceae
Exons: 3
Coding region: 324-1373 (349 amino acids)
Source: RefSeq, a predicted model, not a curated record